Messenger RNA from Drosophila rhopaloa, 3641 nucleotides. RefSeq names its product ER degradation-enhancing alpha-mannosidase-like protein 3 (gene Edem2). Gene Ontology annotation, molecular function: calcium ion binding; mannosyl-oligosaccharide 1,2-alpha-mannosidase activity. The transcript has 8 exons. Gene Ontology annotation, biological process: endoplasmic reticulum mannose trimming; carbohydrate metabolic process; mannose trimming involved in glycoprotein ERAD pathway. Gene Ontology annotation, cellular component: membrane; endoplasmic reticulum. NCBI's taxonomy places the organism in Eukaryota, Metazoa, Arthropoda, Insecta, Diptera, Drosophilidae. The record is from RefSeq and is a predicted model, not a curated record. The coding region runs from base 676 to 3087 and encodes 803 amino acids.
UCAACUGCACAGCCGGUCACACUUAAGUUGCGGGCAAGUGGUUUUUUCGUGAUAAAAAUUAGGGAAACUACUUCGGCAUUGAUAAGCGAUCUGAUAAUUGCCAGCAGAGCACUCCACGGGCAGGCGGAGCAGCACCAGGCCUAGCUGGAUAUAGAAUAUAGACGCGUAAUGCCCCGCCGAUCGACUGGCAGAGAACUAGUGCCGUGCAGUAACCUUCUGACGUUCGCUUUGCAGUCGUGGUGUUUUGUUAUUGGGGCGGAAAAACGACAAACGAGAUUAUAAAUAGGCACAAAAUGUGUGUCGGGAGGAUGCAAGUGCAGGUGACGCAGAACCAGUGCGCCUGAGUGUUCUCCAGAGACCACCCAUCUAGUACUACAAGUACCACCAACCGUAAAACCCGGGUGAAUUUAACAAUUUAGGUCGACAUUUCGCGCAAGGUUGGCUGUUUCAAUUAAGCUGCAUUCGCUGAUUUAAAAGCUAAAUCAAGCGAACCACGGGCCCAAAGCGGAGUCAACAAAGAAGCGGCCAAGAGAAACGUCGAAAUACAUAGUUUCAACAGCACACGUUCAAAGUGAAGGUCAACGUCACAACGACUCGAGCGGCAAGUCUGGCGGCCGAAACCGAAAGACAAAGUGAUCCACCAAAAUCAUCGGUAGUCUCCAGAUAGCCAGCACCAUGUCCACCGCCUCCGCCUCACCCGCAUCCCUUGCUUCUGGCCACCGGCAGAUUCUCUCCAUUCUGGUGGCCCUGGUCAUCCUGGUGGCCUGUGUCCUAAGCACGGAAACCACCAUGCCCACACAGAACAUGUCCCACAAGGAGCGGGCUGAACUCAGGGAAGAGGCCCGUGAUAUGUUCUACCAUGCAUAUCACGCCUACAUGGAGAAUGCCUAUCCGGCUGAUGAGCUGAUGCCGCUCUCCUGUAAGGGACGCUAUCGCGGAGUGACGCCAUCGCGUGGCGACAUGGACGAUAUCCUCGGAAACUUCUCCAUGACUCUGGUGGACACAUUGGACACCCUAGUGCUGCUGGGAGAUUUCACCGAGUUUGAGCACGCGGUUAAGCUGGUUAUCCGCGACGUUCAGUUUGACAGCGACAUUAUCGUGUCCGUGUUCGAAACGAACAUUCGAAUGGUUGGCGGCUUGCUGUCGGCCCACAUCCUUGCGGAGUAUCUGCAAAAGCAUGCGGACACGAUGCACUGGUAUAAGGGCGAGCUACUGGAAAUGUCACGCGAACUGGGCUAUCGAUUACUGCCUGCGUUCAACACGUCUACGGGCAUACCGCAUGCACGGGUCAAUCUCCGUCUGGGCAUGAAGGAUCCACAGUUAAAGAAAUCACGAGAGACUUGUACGGCAUGCGCAGGAACCAUACUGCUAGAGUUCGCAGCUCUGUCGCGGCUCACCGGUGAUCCUAUCUUUGAGGUGCGAGCCCACGCUGCCAUGGACGCACUGUGGAAGCUACGGCAUCGGGGUUCUGACCUAAUGGGCACAGUACUUAAUGUCCAUUCUGGCGACUGGGUGCGUAGGGACUCCGGCGUCGGAGCGGGCAUUGAUAGCUACUACGAGUACUUGUUCAAGUCUUACGUCUUACUGGGCGACGACAAGUACCUAGCCCGCUUCAACCGUCACUACAACGCCGUGAUGAAAUACGUCAGCGAAGGCCCCAUGCUGCUGGACGUGCUAAUGCACAGGCCCCACGCCAAAUCAAAGAACUUCAUGGACUCGCUGCUGGCAUUCUGGCCGGGUCUUCAAGUGCUUUCCGGUGACCUGAAACCGGCAGUGCAGACACACGAAAUGCUUUACCAGGUUAUGCAGAUGCACACCUUCAUUCCAGAGGCUUUUACCGUAGACUUCCAAAUACAUUGGGGUCAGCACCCCCUGCGGCCGGAAUUCAUCGAGUCCACAUACUUCCUGUACCGCGCCACUGGUGAUCAUCACUAUCUGCAGGUGGGCAAGCGGGCUCUGAAAACACUCCAGCAGUACGCCAAGGUAUCUUGUGGCUAUGCAGCCGUCAAUGAUGUACGGACUGGCAAGCACGAGGAUCGGAUGGACUCGUUCGUGCUCUCCGAGACAAUCAAGUACCUCUUCUUGUUGUUCUCCGAUCCCCAGGAUCUAAUCAUCAACGUCGAUGAGUUUGUCUUCACGACCGAAGCUCACCUGCUGCCCCUGUCUAUUGCCCAACUAGGGAACUCCACGUUUAGCUUUCGGCAGUCCGACGAACACAACGUACUCGACUUCAUGCGCACCUGCCCAAGUUCAAAUAAGCUUUUUCCUGAAAAAGUACGCAAACCGCUGCGCAACUUCAUUACGGGCUCCUGCCCGCGCACCACAGCCGGAAAGCGACUCAGCGCCCUGGAUUUUCAGGCAAGCAAUGCAGAUCAUCUGCGAGCUGUUUACGACAUGGGCAUUACCAUGGUUUCGGUAGGCGACCGAAGCCAAGGCAAGGUGCGACUUUUCCAUAGUUUUUAUAAUGCCAAAAGCCACGAGGAGGGCGAAAUGGGACUGCAGUUCAUGCAGGAGAUGUUAGAGCUGACCAAGAUGCAGAGCAUAAAUCAGCUGGCGCAAUUGCAAGCCGUGGCCUACGCCACUGAUGAGAAGGCUCAGGACUGGAUCGCCCUAAUGGCCGGGCCUUCGCACUUUAGCCCGGAGCUAAUCGGCGACCAGUUCGUUCAGGGAGAUUUGGUGCUGGCCAAACCGCGUCGCGCCUGCGAAGAGCUGCUGGAGAAUGCCGAGGAGGCGAAGGGCAAGGUGCUAGUUGCCGAGCGCGGUGACUGCACGUUCGUGAAUAAAGCACGGUUGGCCCAAAAGGUGGGGGCAGCGGCGCUGAUUGUCUGUGAUAAUGUACCGGGCUCUUCCGGCGAGACGCAGCCGAUGUUCGCCAUGUCCGGCGACGGCAAGGACGACGUGCUCAUUCCGGUCGUCUUCAUGUACAGCGUGGAGUUCGGCAAACUGUCAGCCGUGAUGCAGCGACGGAAGCAACCGCUGCGCGUCCGCGUUAUGCAGAUGGUGGAGUUUAAACGAUGGCAAUUGGCCAAGGCUCAGCGGCAAAAUCAAACCGCGACGGUAACACAGAAGCCGGAAAAAGAGUUGUAGUGGACUGCUGCUGUUGGACCGCCCUCAGCGUUAACUAUUGUUUUAGGGCUACUUACCGUCUUGAAAUGUUAUCGCCAAAAUAGAGAUAUAUUUUCUAUAUUCGUAAAUUGUACAGUAAGCGAUCGCAACUAAAUUUGAAAUUCUUGUACUUUACUAGACAUGUAAGCACGAAUUAAGGCCGCGAGUUUUUGAACUCUUCAGUAUAGGGAUAUUUGCAUUUCGUGGUUGGUUCUCAGGUUAGCGAUGGCUUCCUAGUGGCAAUAUGAUAACCGAAUAGCAUCUGAUAUCCGCAUUCGCGUUCAUUCUAAUUGUAUAUUUGGUCCACCUCACAAUUUUUUAGACGGAUUUUACUCUUUCGUGUAAGUAAAACUUGUGUACAUAAAACAUUAGAUCAUAGCAGCAAUAAAACACUAAUUAAUAAUUAAUUUUAAGAAAAAUUAGUUAAUAAUGUAGCGAGUCAGGAGAUUGAUCGACAAACGUGUAGUUAAAAUUGUUUAGUUCUUAUACAAAAAUAAACAGUCUAAAAUAUAUGAAAAAUAAUGAAAAGCACGAAA